ACGAGAAUUUUCGUGUAAUAAGACAGUUAGAGUCACCGGUUCUCGGCGUUUGGAGAUUCGGGACAUCUCUCGAGUUAAGUUAAUUAUUUCAAGCCUUUCAAAUCCAGAACAAACAUGGCUGUAAAUGUGUAUUCAACUAGCGUAACAACAGAAAACCUUAGUAGACAUGACAUGUUGGCGUGGGUCAAUGAUUGCCUCAUGUCAAGCUUAACGAAGAUUGAGGAAAUGUGCACAGGAGCUGCCUAUUGCCAGUUUAUGGAUAUGCUUUUUCCAGGAUCAAUGAUGGUGAAAAAAGUCAAGUAUAAAACAAACCUUGAGCACGAAUACAUCCAGAACUUCAAACUCCUUCAAGGAUCUUUUAAAAAAAUGAAUGUCGAUAAGAUCAUCCCUGUGGACAAAUUGAUCAAGGGUCGCUUCCAGGACAACUUUGAAUUUCUCCAAUGGUUCAAGAAGUUCUUUGACGCCAACUAUGAUGGUUCACCAUAUGAUGCACUCGAAGCUCGCGGUGGCGAAGUUUUGGGUCUUGGGCCAGCAACGCAAGGUGGAUCCCAGUCUCAUUUGGGAGGAUCGGGUCGGCACUCGCCGUCGACGGGGUCUUACUCGCGACAGGCUUACAACAAGCCUGCCCCUCACAGAACUGCUGCCCGGCCUGCUCCUCCUAGGAAUAAUUCCACUCCAGCCUCCAACAUGACAAGUGCAGCUCGAGGAGGUGCAACUGUUGGAAUGAAUUCGGCUGGAAAGAUCCAUGAAGCCAAGAUCGAAGAGUUGAAUUCUUCGAUUAUGGAAAUGAAAUUAACGCUGGAGGGCAUGGAAAAAGAACGUGAUUUCUAUUUCGGAAAACUUCGCGACAUUGAGCUAUUGUGUCAAGACAUCACUCAAGAAGAUAAUCCCAUCAUUCAGAAAAUUUUGGCGAAGCUUUACGCUACCGAAGAUGGUUUCGCAGCUCCCGAAGAAGUCGAAGGCGUUCCUCCCCCGGAAGAAGAGUAUUAAUUCAAACUGGAUUUGUUCCGAUUUGCUAUUCCUUCCCUCCCUCUUCGCCACCUUUCAAUUACUUUCCUUUGCACUUUUUUCGCAACUUACAAGUAAAAUCCCAUUCUUUUAUCUAAAGGCGAUUAUUACAUUUUUGUGAUGUUUGAAUCGUUUCGUUGCGUUUUCUCCUCUAUUUGCCCUCUUCAUGAGAUUCACAAUAAAAAAAACCUGCUCGCGUAUGCAUUUUGAACAUUUGUGUAGCAGGCUCAUGGCUAUUAACGUACUGCAUGGAUCGGGAAAAAGCUGCCAUUCUGUGGAGGAGUGUGGUCAGUAUAGGGAAUAAAACAGUUUCUUUACUUGUUCCAUUACCGGAAAUACAAAUUAUUCACAAAUA
This is a messenger RNA of Daphnia pulicaria, 1363 nucleotides long. It is a transcript of the gene Eb1, whose product is annotated as microtubule-associated protein RP/EB family member 1-like. Gene Ontology annotation, cellular component: spindle midzone; microtubule plus-end; cytoplasmic microtubule. Bases 115 to 990 code for a protein of 291 amino acids. NCBI's taxonomy places the organism in Eukaryota, Metazoa, Arthropoda, Branchiopoda, Diplostraca, Daphniidae. Gene Ontology annotation, biological process: protein localization to microtubule plus-end; spindle assembly; regulation of microtubule polymerization or depolymerization. The record is from RefSeq and is a predicted model, not a curated record. The transcript has 5 exons. Gene Ontology annotation, molecular function: microtubule plus-end binding.